UACCAAGAGGUACAGUACAUCCUUGGAAAGACCUGUUGUUAGUGAGCAAGUUCUUAGAGCACACAAGUUAUUUUCGUUUUCAAUCUUCAAUUUUAGAAACAACAGUGCGAUAUGGCAGGGCUAUGGACAUUUUGCUUGAUUGCUCUCUCCAUGACGGAAAUGAUAAUUCCUCUGACAGCAAAACCAUGCUUCAUAACCAAUUGUCCACCGGGGGGAAAGCGGUCGAGUCAACUUGUUGAACCAUCAAAUUAUUUAGAGGUUGCAGAAAAGCAGCUGUCAAUGUCACAUCAGUGCGCUCCUUGUGGUCCUGCAGGAAAAGGAACUUGCCUUGGGGCCAAUCUUUGCUGUGGAUCACAUUUUGGUUGUUUCUUUAAAACUGAAGAGACUAACGUUUGCUUGUUAACAAAUUUAAAGUCGACUCAGUCGUGCAAUCAACAUUUCUGGAAAACUGAUCUCAAAUCGGCUUCGUGUAGCUUAAACGGCGACAAGAUUGACGGAAUUUGCGUGGCUGACUUACUGUGCUGUUCACUUGAUCAAUGCAAACCAAAUUUAGCUUGUCGAGUGUCACCUAACCAAAGUCGUAAUCAAGGAAAAGAUCGGAUGAUGUCUCAGACGUUCUUCUUGGAUGAUAAAUAAUCAAUAAUUAGUAGACUACAAUAAAGUUUGAUUAAAAUAAUACGUACACAGUGCAUCUAGAAUCACACGAUGUCUAUAAUUAAUUAUCGCUUGUUUGUGAUCGGGGGAAAUGGAAUAAAAACAGCUUCUGCCUGAA
This is a messenger RNA of Daphnia pulex (common water flea), 772 nucleotides long. Its product is annotated as terepressin/terephysin-like. The record is from RefSeq and is a predicted model, not a curated record. The transcript has 3 exons. Gene Ontology annotation, cellular component: extracellular region; secretory granule. Bases 112 to 636 code for a protein of 174 amino acids. NCBI's taxonomy places the organism in Eukaryota, Metazoa, Arthropoda, Branchiopoda, Diplostraca, Daphniidae. Gene Ontology annotation, molecular function: neurohypophyseal hormone activity.